GGGGAGCUGUAGGGCGGGGAGGCGCAGCGGCAGCGCGGGAUGGGCAGGGCCGGGCAGGGCCUGGCAGGGCAGGACUACAACCUCCGCGGACCGCCCGACUCACUCUGGCCGCUCCCCUUGUCGCGGACCACGCCGGGCAGGCGGGCAGGGCGCUGUGCGCCCGCGAGCUGGGGCCGCAUGGGGCUCCCACGCGGCCGACUCUUCCGCCUACUACUCCUGCUCGUCGCCGUCUGCUCGGGGACCCUCUUGGCCCUGUACUCCUCGCCGGUGGAGCCGUUCCCGGAGCUCUGGUCGGGAGUCAGGGACAUCAUGACACCUCGAGAAUUCCUUGGACCCAAGGCAUCAAAUUCUGGGACCAGAAAGAGCCAACUUUGCCAACACUCGGUUUCCCUGGCUGUUAGUCAGCACCGCCGCUUCCGGCCCCGCUUUAAUCUCUCCACUCCAGUGCUGCUGUGGGAUGGCCUCUUUACCUCAGAGCUCUGGGACAGUCUGAGCCAACACAAAGCCCCUUAUGGCUGGCAGGGGCUCUCCCGCCAAGCCAUUGUCUCCACCCUGAGCCUCCUGAACAAAUCUGAGAGCGCACAGCUAUUUGUCCCCUCCAGGGAUCCCCCUUUGAAGUGCAUCCGGUGUGCUGUGGUGGGUAACGGAGGCAUUCUGAAUGGGUCCCAGCAGGGUCCGAAUAUUGAUGCCCAUGACUACGUGUUCAGACUCAACGGAGCGGUGAUCAAAGGCUUCGAGCGUGAUGUGGGCACUAAGAUCUCCUUCUAUGGUUUCACUGUGAACACCAUGAAGAACUCCCUCCUCUCCUACCACCACCUGGGCUUUACCUCUGUGCCACAAGGACAGGACUUGCGCUACAUCUUCAUCCCCUCAAGCAUCCGCGAAUACCUGAUGCUAAGAUCAGCCAUUUUGGGUGUGCCUGUGCCUGAGGGCCCAGAUGCAGGAGACAGGCCUCAGACCUACUUUGGACCCGAAGCUUCUGCCAGUAAAUUCAAGCUACUGCAUCCAGACUUCAUCAGCUACCUGAAAGAGAGGUUUCUGAAAUCAGAAUUGAUUAACAAAGGUUUUAAAGAUAUAUACAUGCCUAGUACUGGGGCCCUCAUGCUGCUGACAGCCUUGCACAGCUGUGACAAGGUUAGUGCUUAUGGAUUCAUCACCCGCAACUACCAGAAAUACUCUGACCACUAUUUUGAAAGACAGAAAAAGCCACUGAAAUUCUACGCAAACCAUGAUCUGCGCCUGGAAGCCACCCUGUGGAGGGAACUACACAAGGCCAGUAUCCUUUGGCUGUACCAACGCUAACUCCAAAGUGCAGAUCCCUGUGCUGUUUGCAGAGCUGUGACUCAAGAGGCCAACACCUUUUUCUUGAUUUUUCAACCUUUGAGAGGGCCUUGAAGUCUGCAACUUUCUUCUUCCCACUGAAGAGUACUGGGAUGAACUUGUGACUGACAUCAAAGACCACUCAAAGCAGGUUACCCCAUGUUGUCCUUCCUGAAUCUGAUUGACAUCUUCACGUAGCCACAGGAAAAGUGGACUGCUUUGUUGGAUUUAAAACUGAACAUUCCCAAGAAGUAGCCAGGUAUACCUGAGACAAGCAGCGCCAAGCUGAAAGCACAUACCCAGCCUUUCAGAAUGUUAGUGAGCCCCGUCAGGGCCCAUCAGUAACCAAGACCAAGCAGCGGGUGAGGGCAAAUGCUUCUCCCUAGCCCAAACUUGCCACGGAUGUCAUCUCCACACAAACACCAAAGCCAUUUAACUCUGGUAACAUGAAACUUCUGCUUCGGGAUGAAAUGGUAGAACAAAAAGUAGACUGUAACUUGAGACUAGAUAACUGCAUAAAUGAUGGAUGACCA
Molecule: messenger RNA, 1853 nt
Organism: Octodon degus (degu)
Lineage: Eukaryota; Metazoa; Chordata; Mammalia; Rodentia; Octodontidae
Gene: St6galnac2
Product: ST6 N-acetylgalactosaminide alpha-2,6-sialyltransferase 2
Exons: 9
Coding region: 40-1302 (420 amino acids)
Molecular function (GO): sialyltransferase activity
Source: RefSeq, a predicted model, not a curated record